UUGAGUGGCAGGCACACUCUGAAGCUCGAGUGUCGCAAGUGCUGGAGGAGGGCGAAUCUGGGGUCAGGUUUUGCAAUAAAAAGAAAUGGCUCUCCGGGUUAUUAGGCUGCUUACCCCGUUAGGUUCAGCCUCACUGACCGCCUCGACUCGGACCGGAAUCACAGUACAAUCAGCACGGAUCCAUGUUGGUGCCCAGAAUAAUCUGCAGUAUGGCUGGUGGGCCUAUGCACUGGGUGAGAGAACCACUCCCAGGUUCAAGGAGAACAGCAAGAUCAUCACUAUCGAUGGGAACCUGGCCUCUGGGAAGGGAGCGCUGGCACACAAACUUGCAGACAAGCUAGGCAUGCUGUACAUUCCUGAGCCUGAUGCUUAUUACUGGGACCGGAAGAUGGGGGAGAAGGAGCUGCUUGACACCAGGUUUAAUGGGAACUGCAGCCUGGAGAAGUUCUACAAAGACCCCAAAUGUGCCGAUGGGAACUCCUACCGCCUGCAGUCCUGGAUGUAUCACAUUCGCCUACUCCAGUACUCCGAUGCGCUGGAACAUCUCCUCACCACAGGCCAAGGUGUAGUGCUGGAGCGAUCUCCCUUCAGUGACAUGGUGUUCUUGGAGGCGCUGUACAAGCAAGGCUACAUCAGGAAAGAGUGUGUGGAUCACUAUAAUGAGAUCAAGGGGAUCAGUAUCUGCGAGUUCUUGCCCCCGCACCUGACCAUUUACGUUGAUGUCCCUGCAGAGGAGGUGCAUAAGAAACUCCAGCAGUCUGGCAAGAAUGUUCCUGUGGCCUACCUGAAGAGUGUAGAGGAUGCCUACAAGAAGACUUUCCUCCCCCAGAUAAGUGAGACGUCAGAGGUUCUUGCAUAUGAUGGAACUCAGUCCCAGGAUAUUGAGAGGGUGGCUGAAGAUAUUGAGUACCUGAAAUUUGAAAAGGGGCCUUGGUUGGAGCAGGAUGAUGUCACCUUCCAUUACAUCCGGAUGCUGGUUGAGGAUAAGCAGAAAGUGGCAGACCUGACCUGUAUCCCCCGAUAUCUUCCAGAAGUGACGAUUGGUGCCCAUGACUAUGAUGAGGCCUAUUAUGCUUUCAAAUCGCUUCCUGGUAAGAGGUUUAGCCCAGGUUACAACGAGGACGUCGGAGACAAAUAUAUCUGGUUGAAAUAAAAUAAGCGGCUGUUUUGGAAAGCCAUUGAAAGAUGACGACUGCAGGAACAGAUGGAUCCCGGGAUCAAAUCUGAGUUUUGAACGGGACCUCAGGUAAACAUUAGAUGAUGCCUGGGGCCUGGAUUAAAUUACAAUGAUGGCAAUGCUAUAGCUACGGCAGCGGCAUAACUUGUAUUUAGUUCUGGUACAAAUUUCAGUAUUCUCUUGUCGUUUCAGAUUGUAUUAUAUCUCUUAAUAAACUUAAUUAUUAAAAUA
Molecule: messenger RNA, 1408 nt
Organism: Polyodon spathula (Mississippi paddlefish)
Lineage: Eukaryota; Metazoa; Chordata; Actinopteri; Acipenseriformes; Polyodontidae
Product: NADH dehydrogenase [ubiquinone] 1 alpha subcomplex subunit 10, mitochondrial-like
Exons: 10
Coding region: 86-1153 (355 amino acids)
Biological process (GO): mitochondrial electron transport, NADH to ubiquinone
Cellular component (GO): cytoplasm
Source: RefSeq, a predicted model, not a curated record